Molecule: messenger RNA, 5003 nt
Organism: Notolabrus celidotus (New Zealand spotty)
Lineage: Eukaryota; Metazoa; Chordata; Actinopteri; Labriformes; Labridae
Gene: pigo
Product: phosphatidylinositol glycan anchor biosynthesis, class O
Exons: 11
Coding region: 199-3474 (1091 amino acids)
Biological process (GO): GPI anchor biosynthetic process
Cellular component (GO): endoplasmic reticulum membrane
Molecular function (GO): mannose-ethanolamine phosphotransferase activity
Source: RefSeq, a predicted model, not a curated record
CUUCCGCCGGGUUGCAUGCACGCUGAAGUUCCGUGCUGUCACCAGUUUUCUAAUCUCAUUGUAAGGGAGUCCCAAUGAAGGUGAGCGUGGUGUCUCCUCGUUCUCUGUUUACCUGACACACCUGUACCUGUGUUGUUAAUAAACACCUUGAAGUCCGCCCUCAGACCGGGAGAGGACGGAAAGCCGACAGCCACAAGGAUGAAGAGACUCUCGGUGCUGUCCCUGCUGCUGUGGAUGAGUGCGGUGUACUUCGUGGGCAUUUACCUCUUCGUGGGUGGAUUUCUGCUGGUGAGGCUGGAGGUGAACAGGACCAGCACCUGCGGAGAUGUGCUGCAGCCCGGAGAGGAGCCGGUGGACUUCUGCCGCGCCCAGCCGCGUUUCCGUAAGGUCGUGCUCCUCAUCAUCGACGCCCUCAAGAUCGACUUUGCCCGGUUUGACCCGAACAACACAGAUCCACGACCCUACGAGAACAAGCUGCCUGUGCUGGAGGAGACGGUGUCAUCCAGGCCUUCUCACAGUCGCCUGUACCCCUUCCGUGCAGACCCUCCUACGACCACCAUGCAGAGGAUCAAAGGCUUCACGACUGGAUCCUUGCCUACUUUUGUGGAUGUGGGGAAUAACUUUGCAUCCAGUGCCAUAUUGGAAGACAACCUCAUCCAUCAAUUUGGACAAGUGGGCAAACGAGUGGUGUUCAUGGGCGAUGACACUUGGGAGAAUCUGUUUCCAAAGAAGUUCCACCGCUCUCUGCCCUUCCCUUCUUUCAAUGUGAAGGACCUACACACUGUGGACAACGGGAUCCUUCAGCACCUUUACACAACGAUUGUCGGGGAGGACUGGGAUGUUCUGGUUGCUCAUUUCCUUGGAGUGGAUCACUGCGGUCACAGGUUUGGUCCUGAUCACCCAGCCAUGGCAGACAAGCUGGUUCAGAUGGAUGGAGUCAUCAGAUCUGUGAUCGACCGUCUGCAGAACGACACCCUCUUGGUGGUGAUGGGAGAUCACGGGAUGACAGACACUGGGGAUCACGGGGGAGAGAGUCAGAAAGAGACUGAUGCUGCUAUCUUCCUCUACAGCCCUUCUCCUCUUUUUCCCGGACCACCAUCCCAGAGUGAACCAGAAGUGGUGCCUCAGACAGACCUGGUACCAACCCUUGCUCUGCUUCUUGGAGUUCCCAUCCCGUACAGCAGUGUGGGCCAGGUUCUCCUGCCUGUGUUUCCUCCUCAUGGGCAAACAGCAGGUGCAGUUGGAGGUUUCAGCCAGCUGGAGGCACUGUGGAUUAAUGCUAAACAGGUCAACCGUUUCCUGGAGACUUACUCUAGCAUGGCCAAAGACAUCCCGCCAGAGAGCCUCUCUCUGCUGAAGGACAAAUUCUCCCGCCUCUCCUCUGAUUACCUCGCCAUGGUCAGAGAGGGUCGCUCAUCCUCCCCUGAGCUAGCUGCCUCCCUGCAGGCAUACCUCAGCUUGGUCAGAGACACCUGCAGAGCCACCUGGGCUCAGUUCAACCCCCUAAAGAUGGCAGCAGGUUUAGCCGUCCUGGCAUUUGCCUGCUUGACGUGCUUCAUCCUGUCUGAGCUGUCCUUCGUGUUGAUGAGUGAGAAUGGUCCCGGACUAAAGGCCCCAGUGGUGGUGGGACUCGUCGUGGGAGUCUGUGCUGCUGCUGGUCAGCUGUUCACACAGGGCUACACUGAGGUAGCGUGGUGCCUGGCAGCCGCCACCCUCAGCUCUGAACUGCUCUUUCUCUGGAGGGCUCAUCGGUCCAGAACCAUGACUUUGGCUAAGAAUGGAUCUAAAGCUCCAAAGUUUGCUAGCUUGCUGAACCCGCGCCACCUUCUCGUCCCCUCUCUCCUGGUCCCACUCCUCCGUUGCGCCUCUCUGUUAUCGGACAGCUACGUGAUCGCUGAAGGCCGUGUCGUGACUUUUCUGGUGUUCUCUCUGGCUCUCUAUAUUCCCAUCCAUCUCAACUGGGACGGCUUUCUCUUACCCCCCAACCACGACCCACUGAAGCCAGCAGGGCUCCUUCCUGCUGCAGCCUUGUCUCCAUCUGCUUUGAGGAAAGAAAGCAGCACCCUGUUAGCCUGCUUAGGACUCCUCGUCGGCAGCCUCUACCUUUCCCUCUCCUUCCAUGGCUGUCGAGAAGAACAGGGCUCCUGCCGCCCGUCUCUGUUCCUGGCCCCUCUGUCCCGGUUGCAGGACGCCCAGCUGAAGAACCUCCACUACAUCCUCUCCGUGUGCUCCCUUGGCUUAUGGACUUAUUUACUUAGACGCUGCCUCCGCUACUAUGGCAACCUCAACUCCUCAGGCGGGACUGUAUUCGCCGCCCGCUUCAUCCUACCACUGCUGUCGGUGUGCCUCGGGCUCCACUGGGCUGUCAGUUCCACUCCAGAGGACAGCUUCAGGAGUCUUGCAGAGCUGAUCAGCCUGGCUCAGCUGGCCCUCCCGAGGACUGCCUUUUUUCUCCUAGGACUUGGGCUGUUCCUGAUCUUUCUGGACCCUCUCACUGUGUUUGUCAAGACAAGGACUGCAACCACAGCCAGAACUUCAUCUGUACCUCCUCCCCGCUAUCGAGCCAGUACCGGCAUCAGCCCCCAAGCUGAACUGCAUCACCUCAUCCCCCAGAUCUACCAGCGCAUGCGUCGUUCCCUAGAUGAUGGCGAGCUGAGCGGGGGCAAUGAGUUGGGUAGCAGACCCGCUGUGGAGGCCUAUGGCCUGGGAACUGUUUACUCUGCCCCUUUGCUGCUGUUCUGUGGCCUGCUGGGAAUUGGUCUGCUGCUGCUGCACCCAGAGGGCAUGGCUUUGUCUUUCCUCCUUCUGCUGCUUGAAAUGGGAGCUUUGUUGCACAUUCAUGCCUCGUCCACUACCCUCAGUGGCCUGCAUGGAACAAACUCUAGCGGCUUUAUCGUGCCCUGGACUCAAGUCGUGCUGUGGUCCCUGGCUGCCACCCAGUUCUUCCACGCCACAGGUCACCUUCCCACCUUCCCCUCCAUCCAGUGGGGGGCUGCUUUUGUGGGGUUUCCUGAUGGGCACACAGGCACCAUGCUGCCUGCCUCACUGGUUACCCUCAACACUUUUGCCUCGCACAUCUUGUUUGCAGUGGGCUGCCCGUUGCUGCUCUUCUGGCCCCUGGUGUGCGAGGUCCGUGGCAGCAGAGGAGGCCGAGCUUGUGGGGAAGAAGGAGAAGAUGCAGUGAUGGAGAUGAGAUUGAGAGAAAACCCCCAUCAGUUCAGCUCUGCGCUUCUACAACUCUCAACACGCUACCUCUUUAUACUUGGAGUGCAGGUCUUUGCGUCAGUCUGUGCAGCUGCAAUCCUCAGGAGACACCUAAUGGUGUGGAAGGUUUUUGCACCCAAGUUGAUGUUUGAGGCCUCAGGGUUCCUGGUGAGCAGCGUGUCUCUUCUCAUCGGCGUCACAUUAGUAAUGAGAGUAGACGUGGCUGUGAGCCGAUGGUUUAAGAGACUCGUCCCCGAUGCAUCCAGGUAGCGACGGCACUCCUGCUGCUGCAGCUGCUUUACCACGAAAGUCCACCAGAGCUCACUGUGCCACACAGAAAACAGACAUGAUGGUAACUGUAAGAACACACAUUGCCAUCUUUGUCAAGCUUCAGAUUCGAAACAACAAUGUCAUUCACUCUUUUGAGGGCUAUGUUGAGAAUUACUGAGGCCUGUUAUCAAGCUGACAACGCUUGGAUGACUCUGACUUUCAUUGAAGAUUUUUACAGUGUUACGAUAAUAAGCUCCUCGCUCAGCUGAUGAGGUUGAAGGCUUUUGGGGGAUUUCUGAGCUGAAUGUAUUUUAGAAAGAAAAACCUCAAACUGAAUGUUCCUCCUUAACACCUGCUCUCUAACUUACAACAUACAUGAGACCUUUCAAGCUCCCUGAACCAGGCUGUCUUGCAAGUGAUUCAGCAGUCAAAGUGCUGCACUUCAACCAUCAACGAAACAGUUUACACUACGCUACAUGCCUGUCACAGCUGGCCAGCAACUUCAGCAUUCAAACAAAUGUGACUUUGAAGAGGUUCUCCACCUCCAUAACUACCUGAUUUAGUUAGUUUAGUGUUAUGACAGUGAAAUGUACUCUUCAGACGGUUAGCUGAUCCUUUCCCACAGCUGUACAGAAAUAAUGAGCGGUAAAGGUUCAGUGUCUUCCUUCAACACUUAGCUACAGGCUGACAACUUUAGAGCCAAUGUGCCACCCCAUGUCAGGAGCCACCUCAUAAUGAAUUUGCAAGAAGCUGUACUCCGCUUAGAUUCAACUAAAGUGCAUCACAGCAUCUUUGUCAUCUUCGUGUUUGCUGGAGGAACUUUUUACAUCUUUUUUUGUAUGUUUAACGUGUUGAAAUAACCAGAGUGUCUGGUUACUGCCAAUUCAUAGACUUUAUUAAUUUGGUGUUUGUUUUUUUACACAGUUUUGGGUUCUUAAUCUUUCAUGGUCUCUGUUUUUGAGGGUACUGAUUUCUAACUAAUGCCUAUUUAUACAUUUUUUUUAAUCUCUUAUACUUUUUUAAAAUCUGAAGUGGAACGUUCCUCUUAAUCAGGCCUCCUACAUUGAUUUUUUUUCCUGGAAUGUGUGCCUAGCUUUAAGUAAUGCCUUUUUUUGUGUAUGAUGUCAUUCUGUCGACAGGGUCAUAAAAUCCAGGACCUCCACAAACACCAUUAGUUAAUUUAUUUCUGCAGGGCGCCUGAGUCAGUGUCCAGUAUAAGAUCUGUUACUGUUCUGCAGCUGUAGUCAGCAGCUGAGGCUCAUUAGCUAAUGCAUGAUAUUGAAGGGAAGUUGAGCUCAGGUUGAAUUAGCUACAAUGCAAUAGUACUGCAUUUCUCAGGCUGUUGUAUGGGAGUGAGUGGUCAUUUAUAGCAGCUGCUGUAUUGACACCAGCCAUAGUGAUUGUUUGGCGGGGUGAAAUGACGACAGGACACAUUUGUUUUCUGUUUUAAAUUGUUUAAUAUAUAAAUAACUGAUCAAUUAAUAUGAUUUUACAUUCUGUGAAAAAUGUAAUUAAAAUUUUGUACUUGA